Symbiodinium natans is the source of this 921-nucleotide messenger RNA. The record is from the annotation of a GenBank genome assembly. Lineage: Eukaryota; Dinophyceae; Suessiales; Symbiodiniaceae.
AUGGUGCUGUCCUGGAGGCUCAGGGACCUCCAUGUCAACUGCCGCGAGGCCAACUUCCGAGAGGUGAAGAAGUACGCCGUCCAUUACCCGCACUUGUUCCGUGUGGCCGACGUGAUAGGGAACACGGCGCUGCACUAUGCGGCCAUGUCCCUCGAUGCCGAGUUCGUGGCCUUCGUUCUGGACAUUUACCGCGAACCCAAGAACUUCGCAACCCUCACGGUCAGGUACGAAACCCGAGAGGCACUCUUGGGAGAUGGCUUGGCUUUGCGCCCCGGUGGCCCCUACUCUGCUGGGGACUUCGUUGUUGCGCGACUCUCCCAGCAGGGCCUGGCGGCGACAGUCGGGGUUCUCGUGGGCGAUGGCCUCGAGGCCACCAGCAGCGAGUUUGACUUCAGCCGCCGGGACGCGUUUGUCCGAGUGCAGCCGGACCCGAAAGUCGAGGACAUUGUGCGAGCACUGGAGAAUGGCUCCUGGCCGAAAUGCUUUCCCUUGUUACUGCGCUUUCGCAGGCCUGCUCACAUGGAGAUCCUUGCAGAGGACACAUGGACCUUGGUCGAAGCGGGUGUCACGGAGAGGAAACUCCACCCAGACAUCCUCAGGCAAGGGACGCUCAUCUUGCGGAUGCUCUCCCGGGAGCGGCAGCUGCUGGCGGAGCGGACGGCGGCCAGGAAGCCGCCCCCAACCUUGGACCUAAGUCUUCUCGGCCCAGCUUCCAAGCGGAAGCCAGACUCUCAGACGCAGUCGCCCCUGAGCGUGGGCGCGGCGCCCAACCUCCCGUCCAUCUUCGCCCAGUCGCCCUUGCAGUCGCCCCAGUUCGCACGUAGUAUCCGGCCACCGCCAGAUGAUGUCAGCCUUCCAAGCUUGUCAAAGACGCGCUCUGAACCGGCAUUGCCGAAGCUGCCUUGGGCGAGGGUGGGCUAA